This is a messenger RNA of Quercus lobata, 1401 nucleotides long. RefSeq names its product receptor-like protein 52. The record is from RefSeq and is a predicted model, not a curated record. NCBI's taxonomy places the organism in Eukaryota, Viridiplantae, Streptophyta, Magnoliopsida, Fagales, Fagaceae. Gene Ontology annotation, molecular function: receptor serine/threonine kinase binding. Bases 1 to 1401 code for a protein of 466 amino acids. The transcript has 3 exons.
AUGGGACAUGCGAACUCUAAGUCUCAGCUAAAUGACAAAGAACAAACAGUCCUCCUGAAACUAAAGCAACAUUGGCAUAACCCACCAUCUCUAAGCCACUGGCACAAUCCACUAUCUCUAAGCCACUUAAACUCCUCCCACCAUUGUAACUGGCCAGAGAUCACUUGCACCAGUGGAACAGUCACCCAACUACUACUUCAAAACAAGAACAUCAACCAAACAGUCCCACCCUUCAUUUAUGACCUUAAGAACCUCACAGUCAUUAACCUUUCAAACAACUUCAUUUCUCAAGAGUUUCCUAAAGCGCUCUAUAACUGUUCCAAGCUUGAAGACCUUGACCUCUCACAGAAUUACUUCAACGGCACAAUCCCAGUUGACUUUCACCGCUUGUUUGGCCUGCGCCACCUCAACCUUGGAGCCAACAACUUCUAUGGUAACAUUCCAGCAUCUAUUGGACAGUUAACGGAGCUAAGGACGCUUCAGCUUUUCCAGUGUGCAUUUAACGGUUCUUUCUCGCCAGAAAUCGACAACUUGUUCAAACUUGAGUCACUGCAGUUGGCCUAUAAUGUAAACAUGACAGCAGCAGAGUUGCCUUCGAGUUUCACGGAGUUGAAGAAGCUUAAGUUUUUAUGGAUUACUGCUUCUAAUUUGAAUGGGAAAAUCCCAGACACGAUUGGAGAAAUGGAGGCUUUGGUGCAUUUGGAUUUGUCAAUAAACAAUCUGACUAGGAAAAUUCCGAGCAGUUUGUUUAUGCCAAAGAAUUUAAGUAUUGUGUUUCUUUUCAGAAACCAAUUGUCUGGGGAGAUUCCUCGGGUGGUUGAAGCAUUAAACAUUGAUGUUAUUGACCUCUCGGAUAAUAAAUUGACCGGAAGCAUACCUGAUGACUUUGGCAGACUCAAAAACAUGACAGGGACUCUGGCUCCGGACUUUGGGCGGUAUUCUAUGCUUGUAGAGUUCCAGGUUGCAGACAAUAAGCUUGAAGGCAAGUUACCAGAACACUUGUGUGAUAACGGAAGGUUGGAAGCUAUGGUAGCUUAUAACAACAACAUCACUGGACAAUUGCCUAAGUCGCUUGGCAAUUGCAAUGGUUUGAAAAUUGUGACUGUUUACAAUAAUAGGCUUUCUGGGGAUAUUCCUAGUGGCCUAUGGACAUCGUUGAAUUUGAGGGUCUUGAUUUUAAGCGACAAUUCGUUUACAGGCGAGCUUCCUCAAAGAGUGGCAAGGAAUCUCUCAAGAUUGGAAAUAAAUAACAACUUCUUUUCUGGUACGAUUCCAACUGGAGUGUCUUCCUGGAGGAAUUUGGUGGUAUUUGAGGCUAGUAAUAACCUCUUUACUGGGACAAUUCCUCGAGAAUUAACAUGUCUUCCUCAUUUAACAACUCUUUUUCUUGAUCAAAAUUGA